AUGUCCAUUGCAAGUGCAGCAGUGAAUUAUAAAAUCCCUUCAUCAACUUUACAACGUUAUGUACAAAAAAAACAAAGGGAUGAGAAUUUUGUUGUUGAAAAGCAUUUGGGACGUUUUAGAACAGUAUUUACAAUGGAACAAGAAGCUGAAAUAGUUUCAUAUUUGACUGCAAUGGAGGCAAAGCUCUUUGGCAUGACAAUUUUCGAUCUUCGAGAAAUUGCUUUCCAACUAGCGGAGAAAAAUAACAUUGACCAUCCUUUCAAGGAGACGGCAGCUGGUUUAGAUUGGGCUUAUGGAUUCAUGAAAAGAAACCCGUCACUGAGUUUAAGAACUCCUGAAGCGACAUCGGCCGCGCGUGCCAUGGGGUUUAAUAAAGUCGUCGUUGCCAAUUUUUUUAAGCUACUAGAGGAGACUAUAACGAACAAUGAAAUCACCCCAGAUCGCAUUUAUAAUUGCGAUGAAACGGGAUUUACAGUAAAUCCUAAAGCCCAAUCCAAGAUUAUUGCAAAGAAAGGCCGUCGUCAAGUCGGUGCAAUAACGUCUGCUGAAAGAGGGCAGACGGUAACUGCUGAAAUUUGCUUUUCAGCAGCUGGUGUUUUUGUUCCUCCAAUGUUGAUAUUUCCAAGAGUUAGAAUGCAGAACGAAUUUGAGAUUGGUCUCCCUCCAUCAGCAUUUGCAGUUUCUCAUGAAAGCGGGUGGAUGACCAAAGAAUUGUUCGUUGUUUGGUUUAAAAAAUUUAUCGCAUUCUCCGGCGCUUCACACAGUCGCAAAGUGCUUCUUCUGUUUGAUGGUCACUCCACUCACACAAAGAACCUGGAAUUAAUUGAUUUAGCACGAGAAAAUGGAGUCAUACUUUUGUGCUUUCCACCACAUUGCUCACACAAGCUUCAGCCUGGAGAUGUUUCUUUUAUGAAGCCGUUAAUGACAUACUACGCUGAUGAAACUCGAAAAUUUUUACGCACUAAUCCUGGAAAAGUCGUAACUAUUCGCCAAAUUGCUCCCCUUUUCGGUGCAGCAUUUAUUCGAGCUGCAACUACGUCUACGGCUUUGAAUGGAUUUAAAAAAACCGGCAUUUGGCCCCUAGAUCCGAAUAUUUUUACCGACAUUGACUUUAUGCCUUCGACAACCACGGACAUCGAAAUCUUGGAAUCUUCAACGUCCAAUAAUGAUGAAGAAUUGCCAACACCCGUACCUGGCUCAUCGACAAGCUCGUCAUUUGGCGAAAAAACCCUACAAGAGAUUAUGCCAAUUCCGAAAGUGCAAGCACAGUCAGCUCCAAGAGCGUCCCGAAAAAGAGGUGCCACAGCAAUCCUGACGUUAUCUCCAUAUAGACAGUCUCUUCAGGAAACUGAAGACUCAAAAAAAGCGAAACAAGAGAAGAAACUGCAAAGAGAAUCUAAAUUGAAGCAUCAGGCAAAAGAAAAAUGCCGCAAAUCCUCGCGCAAGCUAUAG
This is a messenger RNA of Mycetomoellerius zeteki, 1452 nucleotides long. RefSeq lists its product as uncharacterized. NCBI's taxonomy places the organism in Eukaryota, Metazoa, Arthropoda, Insecta, Hymenoptera, Formicidae. The record is from RefSeq and is a predicted model, not a curated record. The coding region runs from base 1 to 1452 and encodes 483 amino acids. The transcript has a single exon. Gene Ontology annotation, cellular component: nucleus. Gene Ontology annotation, molecular function: DNA binding.